AUGGAGAACCCUCGAACAAUUCGGGAACUUCACCGUUUGGUGAAGGAUAAGGUCCCUAGCUUAGUUUUCCUUUCUGAAACCAAGCUACAUAGAAAGAAAAUGGAGAACUUGAGAGUGAAUAACCGGUUUGAUAACUGUUUUGUUGUUGAUUGUGUCGGACGGAGUGGAGGGUUAGCGGUUCUUUGGAUGGAGGACAUUAAUGCGGAAAUUGUUAAUUUUUCGAACAGCCACAUCUCGUUAAGCAUCAAGAAUUCUAUUGAUAGCCCUCCUUGGUUACUCUCUGGUUUCUAUGCAUCGAAAAUGAUAAAAGGGACUCUAGUAAACCAAAGGUGUUCCGCUACGAGGCAGCGUGGUUCAGGAAGCAGGAGUGUAUUGAAAUUGUGGAAAAUGCAUGGUCACUACCCUGUAAUCAGAAUCGUCCUCUUCUUUGGUUUAAGGAAGGACUGGCGCGAUGCAGAGAAAAACUCCACAGUUGGGCAAAGAGCAAUGCAGGAUUGCUUUAUAAGAAGUUAA
Messenger RNA from Fraxinus pennsylvanica, 513 nucleotides. Lineage: Eukaryota; Viridiplantae; Streptophyta; Magnoliopsida; Lamiales; Oleaceae. The record is from the annotation of a GenBank genome assembly.